UGAUGUCUUGUUUAAUAUCAAAUAAAUAUGUGAACAAUUAAAGGCUUAAGCUAAUAAUUUUGGGGAUUUUAAUCUACAUAUUUAUGACUUUUAAUUUGAAAACAUGAUUCCACUUCGGCCAUUUUGAACCCCCUGCUUGUCCAAUCCCAUUUCCGCCUACGUAGGGCGCAACCGCGUAUUCAUUCCUACCCUAAGUAGUGCACAAGUCCUCGAAAAGCGUUCAGGACCUACACCCGGCGUUCAAUUAUACCAAAACAUAUUCUUGAUAGUGAUUAGUAUAUUAAAGUGUAAUAACACGUGGGUGUACGUCGUGUAUGAGCACGAUAAGAGAGUAAAAGUGGUCAUAAUGUGCUUUUGUGCUGAAUAAAUUACUUAUUAUUUUUUUGUCAUUUAAUUGUGCACAUAGUUGCGGCCGACUUCAGUGAGGUUGGAACAGCAGCAAGGUCAUUCCAUGCCCACCUCCAGUGACUGUCACUGCUGGAGGCUUCUAGACUGCACGUCCUCACUAUCCUGGUGCUCUUAGUGGCGCUUGUCCUCCUCCUCUUCCUCCUACUACUCCACCUCUUCCUCCUCCCUCUUUGGGGACUUUUAUUCACGUGUUGUCGCGUCUCUUCACGUGUACGUCGCCAUUCGGAGAGAGCGGUCCGAGUGCGUUUACCCGUGCUCGUGUUGGUUAGGAUGCGCUAUGUCGUGUCUCUCGGCUCUCUCGGCCUGCUCCGGCUGUUAGGCGCGCCCUGGUCCUGGAGCGUGGCCGCCGGACUCGGCCUGUACCUGGGCACCGGGGGUUGGAGAUACCUGUACGUGGCCGCGCGCACCGCCAGGAGAGACCUCCAUGGUGUCCUGGUGCUCCUGAGGGUGAAGCUGGUGCUGUGGCGUCACAUGCAUAAUGGCAGCACCAUCCCCUCCAUCUUCACCCAGACUGUUGCACGGCACCCGGACAAACCCGCCCUGGUGUACGAGGUCACAGGAGAAACAUGGACCUUCUCCGAGCUGGACCAGCUGAGCAACGGCGUGGCUCAGUGGGCUCUGGGUCAGGGCUGGGGCUCGGGGGAUGUGGUGGCUCUGCUGAUGGAGAGCAGACCUCUGCAGGUGGCUCUGUGGCUCGGCCUGGCUAAAAUCGGCAUCGAGUCGGCGCUCAUCAACUUUAACCUGAGGCGAGACUCUCUAAUGCACUGCCUGGGCGUGUCGAGAUCACGGGCGCUUGUUUUUGGGGCGGAGCUUGCUGAUGCCGUGUCGGAGGUGAGAUCCUCUCUGAGUGACUCAAUGGCUCUCUUCUGCACCGGAGAGCUGAGUCCUGAUCACAUGGCCUCACUCAAAGCUCAACCUUUCGACCCGCUGCUGGCGUCUGCACCACGUCACCCUCCUUCCUGCACCCCAUCUAAGGGCUUCAGCGAUCGUUUGUUCUACAUUUAUACCUCCGGUACAACCGGACUUCCCAAAGCUGCUAUAAUUGUGCACAGUCGGUAUUUUAGAAUGGCCGCUUUUGGGUAUUAUGCAUUCGGCAUGAAGCCAGACGACAUCGUGUACGACUGCUUACCUCUCUAUCAUUCAGCAGGUAAUAUAAUUGGUGUUGGCCAGUGUUUAAUCAACGGACUGACGGUGGUGGUGAAGAAGAAGUUCUCAGCUAGCCGCUUCUGGGAAGACUGCAUUAAAUACAACUGCACUGUUGUGCAGUACAUCGGUGAAAUCUGCCGUUACCUUUUGUCUCAGCCCGUGCGCUCAUCCGAGCGUGGGCACCGUGUGCGCCUGGCUGUAGGUAAUGGGCUCCGCCCCAGCGUCUGGGAGGCCUUUACUCAGCGAUUCGGCAUUAAACAAAUCGGCGAGUUCUACGGAGCUACAGAGUGUAACUGCAGCAUCGCCAACAUGAACGGCAAGAUUGGAUCGUGUGGUUUCAUCAGCAUGAUUUUGCCGAGCGUCUACCCCAUCCGCCUAGUGAAGGUAAACGAGGAGAACAUGGAGCUGGUGAGGAACAAGGAUGGACUUUGUGUUCCAUGUCAACCAGGAGAACCCGGGCUGCUGGUGGGUAAAAUCAACCAGCAGGAUCCCCUGCGUCGCUUCGACGGCUACGCCAAUCAGGAGGCCACCAGGAAGAAGAUCGCCUACAAUGUUUUCAAGAAAAACGACUCCGCCUACUUGUCAGGUGACGUUUUGGUGAUGGAUGAACUGGGCUACAUGUACUUCCGGGACCGUGGUGGGGACACGUUUCGCUGGAAGGGUGAAAACGUCUCCACUACUGAAGUGGAAGGAACCCUAAGCAGCCUGCUGGGCCAGACGGACGUGGCAGUGUAUGGAGUCACUGUGCCAGGUGUGGAGGGAAAAGCAGGGAUGGCCGCAAUCGCCGACUGCACGGGGAACUUUAACUGUGAAUCCUUUCUCAGAGAAGUCCAGAAGGUGUUGCCUCCGUACGCUCGGCCAGUUUUUCUCCGCAUCUCCCCACAAGUAGACACUACAGGUACAUUCAAAAUCCAGAAGACCAGGUUACAGAAGGAGGGAUUUAACCCCCGCAUCACAUCAGACCGGAUCUACUUCCUGAACUCCAGAGCAGGGCGUUACGAGGCAGUAACUGGGGAAAUGUAUAAUGCCUUAGUGGAAGCUAGGAUACCUCUGUGAGACAGGAUGGGGAACAGGUAAAGCCCGGGGCAUUUUCAGGUAUCAGUUGUCGAAAUGAAAGAAAAGAAAUUAGGAUCCUUGCUGUGGAUCGUAACGCUAAAAUAUUUAGAGACGACAUUUUAACGUUUAGCACUGUCUAACUGAAUAGCACUAUGUUGAAAAAGUGGUCAUUUUUACUUUAGAGAGAAAAAAAGAUUUUUACAGCAUGAAAAAUGUGCCUUUUUCUUGCAUGGGAUGCACAUUAGAUUAAAGGGUUCCCCAACAGGUUUCUCGAUCUGUUACCAGCAAAAAGCUCUGUCUAACGUUUUUAUUUUGAGAGGUGUGUGGGGUGAUUUUUUUUUUUUUUUUUUUUUUUUAGUAAAGGAAGAUUUCUGAGGUAAUUUUUUUUCCUGAGGUCAUAUAUUGCCUGUAUAUUGGUGUUAUUUUAAUGAAUUAUGCUGAACAAAACGAUUGCGUGACUGUACCUAUACAAGACGUGAAGUAUUCUCCGGACACCAGAGCCAUUGAUUUUUUUUCUUAUUAUUUUCCUCAUUAUUCUCCUACUGAUACUGUGACACAAACACAGAACUGGCAGCACAAAUGAAUUUAGUUUGUUUUAUUUUUUUUGUCCAUUUUACCACUAGUAUUAGACACAAAUACUUUAAAAGCAAUAAAUAAAACCUCCUAAAAACAAA
Messenger RNA from Silurus meridionalis, 3284 nucleotides. It is a transcript of the gene slc27a1a, whose product is annotated as solute carrier family 27 member 1a. Gene Ontology annotation, biological process: long-chain fatty acid import into cell; medium-chain fatty acid transport; negative regulation of phospholipid biosynthetic process. The record is from RefSeq and is a predicted model, not a curated record. The transcript is spliced from 12 exons. Lineage: Eukaryota; Metazoa; Chordata; Actinopteri; Siluriformes; Siluridae. Gene Ontology annotation, molecular function: long-chain fatty acid-CoA ligase activity; long-chain fatty acid transmembrane transporter activity; fatty acid transmembrane transporter activity. The coding region runs from base 679 to 2610 and encodes 643 amino acids. Gene Ontology annotation, cellular component: plasma membrane; mitochondrial inner membrane.